Tachyglossus aculeatus (Australian echidna) is the source of this 1824-nucleotide messenger RNA. RefSeq names its product gasdermin D (gene GSDMD). Gene Ontology annotation, biological process: defense response to bacterium; pyroptotic inflammatory response. Gene Ontology annotation, molecular function: phosphatidylinositol-4,5-bisphosphate binding; phosphatidylserine binding; phosphatidylinositol-4-phosphate binding. The record is from RefSeq and is a predicted model, not a curated record. Lineage: Eukaryota; Metazoa; Chordata; Mammalia; Monotremata; Tachyglossidae. Bases 186 to 1520 code for a protein of 444 amino acids. The transcript is spliced from 12 exons.
CUCUCUUGUUCUGCAGAGCUGGCUCCGCGUGGCUAAGAAGUACCCAUUUCCUAAUUAAGCUGAAGGGAAGAGAAAUCUUCUCUUUGCAGCAGAAAACUCAGUCAAAGCCUUCUCUCACCCCUAGAAGGUUGGCAGCCCAGUCCUGACGCCCUGCUAGGCCGAAAGGGCCCCAUCUCUCUGCCCGGAUGUUUGCUCAGCUCACCAAAAAAGUGGCCAAGAAGAUAAAUGCAGAAGGAGAACUGCUGCCUCUGCUCAGCAUGAACAACUCUAAACGCUUCCGUCCGUUGUGCCUGGUGCGGAGGAAGAGGAAGGGCACCCUAUUCUUUGGACCCCGCUUCCGCCCGACCAACCUCUCCCUCUUAGACGUGCUGGAUUCGGAUCUCCCAGCGCCAGAGUUGAAAAGGGAGGACAAAUUCAGCCUCCAGGACAUAGUGGACGGCAGGUUCAGAGCAGAGGUGGACCUGCCGGACUCAUUGCUUUCAGUGAAAGUGUCGGGGGAAAUCAAGAGAGUCCAGAAAUACUCCCUGGAGGUACAGAUUGUCUUAAUCUCUUCUGAAGACUUGAAGAGGAUGCAGGAUGAGAGGAAACUGAAGAAAAACGAGCCCGAGGAGCUGAAGGAGUUGCGCAGCCUGGGCGAAAACCUGUACGUGGUGACGGAAGUUGUGGAGACCUUAGAGGAAGCCCGUUUGAGCAGCGAGAGCAAGGCUGAGGGCAGCUGCUUUUUGAAGCUCCUUUCCAUCCACAUGAAGGCCUUGUGCAACCAUGAGGAAGUUGUGAACAUCGGGAAAGGCUGCAUCCUGGCCUUCCGGUUGGGACACUUGAUUUUCCGGGACAACUGGAAAAUCCUGCACACGCCCACGAAGGAGAAAACAUUCCCGUCAGAAGUUUUGGAGAAAGGAGACCCCUUCGUCAAAGAUAUGGCCAUUGCUAAGGAUGCCAGAGGUUUUGAGGACCUGCAGCGGGAGGUGAAUGAAGAAAAACAACAUCUGAAAUACCUGGAUCGGCAGUUGAAGGAGACAAUAUUGCAGGCUGUCCAGGACCUCCUGGGGCACAGAGAGGAGAUGCAGAAAGUAGAGGAUGUGCUGGAAGACGCAAUGGAUGGCAAGGGGACGCAGAGGUUGGAAGGUCCCGGAAAUAUCUUUCUCACCACCUUGGAGGAAAACUCGGGCCAGGUUAUGCCCGAGCUGACUGGCACUGUCCUCUACCUUCUGGGAGCACUGCUGGUCCUGAGUGAUACCCAACAGCAGCUGCUCAAGUUGAUCCUGGAAAAGGGGCUGCUGCCCCAGCAGCUCAAGCUGGUGAAGAGCAUUCUGGAGCAGACCUUCCCCAUGAGCCAGGGGGGACACUUCUUCCUGACGCUGGGCCCUGAGGAUGAGGAGCAAUCCUUCACCCUCGCCCUGCUGGAGCAGUACGGUUUGGAGCUGCCCGGGCCCAACUCUUCAUUUCUCUGGAAGCCAGAUGCAUUAGCCUCCCUCUCCGCUCUCUACGGGGCCCUCUCGCUCUUGGAUAGGAGGAAUUAACUCUGGCUCCCAGGGCGGGCCGCCCCACCUGGGGACUCAAAACCAAAUCCUCCAGGAAGUUUGUGGGUUAACCCCACCCAGCCAGCCUUGUGGAAAUCAAAGCUUUCUCAUUUAUACACGAGUGACUCAGACACUAGUGUCCCGGUGGAUCUUUUAUACUUUUUUUUAGCUUCUCCCCUUAGAAGUCAGAGAUCCUAUCUUCUCCCGCUUCAGUACUCAUCUGUAAAAUGGGGAUUAAAACUAUGAGCCCGACGUGGGACAACCUGAUCACCUUGAAACCUCCCCAGUGCUUAGAACAGUACUU